This is a messenger RNA of Paramecium pentaurelia, 662 nucleotides long. Lineage: Eukaryota; Ciliophora; Oligohymenophorea; Peniculida; Parameciidae. The record is from the annotation of a GenBank genome assembly.
AUGUCCAAGGUUCAGCAACAAUAGCCAUCGAUAUUAAAUGGAAUAAAUUAAAAAGUAGAAGAAAUAGUAGAAUUCAUUAAUAAUCCUGCUAUAGAAAAAAUACCAGAUGUAAUUACUCAUAUCUAGCAAUUAUCUAAUAUGAAAUAUUAACUAUAAAUUGAAUAUUUCACAUCAAAAUAUUGUGCUCUCUCUGGAAAUUACUUUAAUGAAAAUAAUAAGGAUGAUAUUAUAUAUCAUGAUGGUUAUUAUUUUUUAGCAUCUUAAGUUAAAGAAUAUUAUAGAAGAGGGGAAUAUUAUGAUAUUUCAAUAGGAGAUUUAGAAUUUGAGUAUUAUAAUGGAAUUACAAAUAUAUCUGUUUAAAUUGAAUUAACAGAAGAAUUUAUAAACAAAAUAUUUAAGAAUUAGGUUUAAUAAGUACUUAAAAAGUAAUAUUUUAAAGAAGCUUUAGAUUUGAAGAAUAUUAUCAAAAUUAAGAAUAACCAAUCGAAUUUAUUUGUUAAAAAACAAAAAAAAUAUAUUAUAUUUCAGAUAGAAUCAAAUUUAAUGAUUAAGAUGUGAGUAUUUAUUGGGCAAUAGAAAAUGUUCAUUUAUUAGAUGAAGUUUAAAGAUAAUAUAUUUAAGAAUAUAAGAAAAUGCUCUCAUAAAUUUCUUUAUUUUAUUGA